UUUUUGUCCAAUAAACAAGCUGUUCUCAGAGGAAAAUAACCCCAGAACACUGUAUGAAGCUAGAAAGGUGGCAGGGUCCGCCACCUAUAAACAAAGUAAAAUGGUACGCAAUUGUGUUCUCCUUUAAAAAGGUGCCAUUUGUAAGAGGAGCACCUGUAAAAUUGUCCAAAGCUGGGAUGGCGGCCGACCCGUCCCACAAACCCAGUGCGUCUUCUUCUGACGAGUUUGGAACGAGAUUCAAAAAUCAACUUUUCCUGCGGAUAGCACCUUUAAAGGUCAGUUUGUUUAUUCAGUUUAUUCAGUGAUGAAGAGUCUGUUCAUUUUGUUCAGCCAGUCAAGAUCCUUCACGUCCCUCCCCAGAACUACAUAAUGUGCCUUUAAUACCACAUGAGAUGAAGAAAAGAAGUGAAUCAGAACUGAGACUGGAGGCUUGUUUUGUGUGUGCGUGUUGCAUUUGUGCUUGAAAUAUUGAUCUGAGGUCUGAUUGAUCCCAUUAGUAACCACAGGAAAAUGUAUAUAUAUAUAUAUAUAUAUAUAGAGAGAGAGAGAGAGAGAGAGAGGGGGAGAAACGUGGAUAAUUUAAUAUCCUGGAGAUUUUUUCCCUCCUCAAAGACACUUUUUCAAGCGUGAAAGGAGUUUUGACUGUGCGGUGCUGACCCGGUGCGGACCUGACCGAGCCACAGGUUCGGACAGUCACUCGCUGGGCUGAGCGCCUCGCUGACAGGCUGACAGGCUCGUCGGCUACACGUGAUGGUCGGUGCGCGUCACCGAAGCGCCGUCGCUCGCCUGGAGACUGGAGCAGGGCUGACUGACACUGUGUGCAGCAGGCGACUAUUUGAGCGUGCCAAGUGAAGGGAAGGCAAAAAAAGAAAAAAAAAAAACAUGGCUGGUUUAAUGGCAGGCUUUGGUCAUUACACCCACGCCGUCGUCCGGGGAGUCCCGGCGUCCCUGGCCGCGGAGGCGCUCCGGAGCACCGCGGCGGAGGUGGACCUGUCCAAGGCGCAGAGGGAGCAUGAGGCGUACGUCGAGGUCCUGCGGACGAGGCUCGGGCUCGAGGUGGUCGAGCUCCCCGCGGACGAGUCGCUCCCGGACUGCGUGUUCGUGGAGGACGCGGCCGUGGUGUGCGGCGACACGGCGCUCAUCACCAGACCCGGGGCGGAGAGCCGGAGGAGAGAGACGGAGUUAAUGAAAGGAGCUCUGAAGGAUUUGAAUCUGAACCUUGUGGAAAUGACUGAUGAGAACGCCACACUGGAUGGAGGGGACGUGCUCUUUACAGGUCGAGAGUUCUUUGUGGGCCUUUCCAAACGGACCAAUCAGAGAGGAGCAGAGAUCCUGGCAGAUGCCUUUAAGGACUAUGCCGUGUCUACUGUGCCAGUGCUGGAGGGGCUGCACCUGAAAAGUUUCUGCAGCAUGGGAGGACCAGGCCUCAUUGUCAUUGGCUCCAGUGAACCGGCACAGAAAACCCUCAAAAUCAUGCAGCAGAUGAGUGACCAUCGCUAUGACAAGCUGACUGUGCCUGAUGACUUGGCUGCCAACUGCAUCUACAUGAACCUGCCUAAUAAGGGACAUGUGCUGCUGCACUGCACGCCAGAGCAGUAUCCAGAGAGUGCUAAGGUGUUCGACAAAUUGAAGGACCACAUGCUGAUCCCCGUGUGCAACAAGGAGAAGGUCAAAGUGGAUGGAGCCCUCACCUGCUGCUCUGUACUCAUCAACAAGAAGGCCAACAUCUGAGCGCUCACCGGGGGGUCUCUGAGUACAUGGUAACCAAGCGGAGCCUGUAUCUGAUCACCAAGGAUUUAGGAAAAUCAGCAAAACUAUCUUUGUACUUAGAGGAAGGGUAGACAAGUUUGUCAUUGCUGAGGGAAAAAGAAAAUAUAAAUCAAAGGGAGUCAUCUUCCCCCCAAAACAAUUGACCUAACCCUAACCCUAAGAAUACUAUGAAAGAAAUUAAAACCUAUUUCACAUCUACACUGGCAAAAAAAAAAAAAAAAAUGCAGAGCACGUAAGAAAAAAUGAAUACUUUAAUCACUUGCAAAGUAAAUUAACUAAUUAAGAUCCAUCUUGAACUUCAAUUAAGCCUUGUCCAAACUGUAUUGAAGACAUGUUAAGGCCUAAAAUUCAGAUAAUUGGAUUUGAGACUUUUUAAGGACCAUGUCAAGUUAAACUUGUGUCUUAAAAACUUUUUUUGGAAUUGUUUGGUUGACAUACAUCACUAUUAGUUUUAGUUUAUGUGUCUUAUGGGUCUGAAUUAAGAUAUAAAAAUUCAUCGCUCUUGACUUGGAUGUAUUCUAACAUUAUGACAAGGCAAAAAACAUGCUUGCAGGUUAGAUAAUGGUUCAUCAGUUCAACCCAUGUAAAGCCACUUUUUGACAGUAUUUGCUUCUUUACAAAUAGUCUACAAAGUGUUAAAAUGUAGCUCCAAUUAAUUAUAAAUCUGACAGAGGAAAGAUCUGAUUCCAGAUCAGUAGACCAUGUGCCACGUGGAGAUCCCCCGCACACUCCCCCUUAAACCUGCAGAGCCCCUUCUGCUCAUGUGUGGACCAAUCCUCACUUACUGUUAGAUGUUUACAACCAUUUAAGAGAACCACGCAGAACAACUGAACCAACAAAACCAGAUGGAUCUGUUUGAUCAUUCUUGUUGCCAUUGAAAAGUACUGUCAACAUUGCACUGCAGGUCUAUGAAUUACAUAAGUGACACAGUGAAGAAUGUAAACAGUUGGUUUCUGCUGUUUACGUGCGCCAUUUUAACUGUGAUUUAAUUCUGAGUGUUUGGUUUUACUGUAUAAUUCAAUUGGGACUCAGUUUGUAAUUUGCUUCUCGAGAACUGCAUUUCGGAGCAACAUGAGAACAUUUCCUUGUCACACAUUUAAAUACUGCCAAAUAGCAGUGUUUAAGUAUUGAAAUGUGUUAGUUAAAGGGACAGUUCGCCUCGAGAUCAAAAAUAUGUGUUUUUCCUCAUCCAGAUUGUUUUGGUAAGAGUUGAGCUGAGCUGUGGAGAUAUCGGCCAUGGACGUAUCUGCCUUUAACGGAACUAGCUGGCACUGGGCUUGUGGAGCUCAAAGCGCCGAAACAUUACAUUUGAAAAAUUCAACAGCGAUUUAUCUUCUAAGAGAUGAUGACCCACUUACUCAAGAUAAUCCUCCGACCUUGUUGUCAGCAGUUUAAUGUAAGAACUUUUUACUUUUAACCAUAAUGCCGUGCAGAAGGACACAUGGAUCUACUCAGGGACGAGAGGCUCGUGCUUAUGACAGCAGAGGAUUUAAACAUUAAUGGCAUCCUCUUCAACUCAGUUAUCUAGCCUCUCCUCCAUGAGUAGAUCCUUCUGUGAUGGAAAAAAUAGUUCCUGAAACUGCUCACAACAAGUCCUGUGGAUUUGUGGAAAAGAGACAAUGCUGUUGAGUAUUUAUUUUGUUGGCCCUUUGAGCACCACAAGUGGAAUGUCAUCUAAUUCCAUAAUGGCUAAGAGAAGGCGGACAUCUCUGCAAGUGAUGUAUUCAAACAUUUUGGUGACUUACAUCAAAACAAUCUAAUAAGAUACAACAAAAAAAAAAUCCUUGAGGUAAGAGAAAACAUUUAUUUUCUGAUUUUGUGGUGAACUGUCCCUUUAAAUGCCUGCUGUUUCUUACAUUUGGUGCUGAGAACAUACAUAGUUUCAAGACCACUGACACACGAUGGCCAUUUAUCUGACUUAUAGGUUGUUUUGCUUUCUCAGUACAGCUUUUGAAAGGUCUUAUGGUGAUAGAAGCUUUUGGUACGAUCACAGUGUCAUGAUUUGAUUUUCUGAAGUCCUGCCAUUGAGACCUGAGGUGCUCUUACUUUUCACCAUUUCUCUAUAGCUCACUGAUUAUUUGCAACUGACUCACAGAACACUGGAGACGAUUUCUGACUAAUCUCGAUAAUUGCCACCAGCCAGAGACGCCAACAGGAGCUUGUUGAUUUAUUCCAAAAGGACCAUUUUGGUUAAGCAAAUUAGCAUCCCUCCCGGUAAGCUUUUGUUUAGAUGCAUGCGGGGAUGCAAAUGUAUUCAUCUGUGGCAGCCCUACAGAUGAGAUAAUCCUUUAUACAGAGCGCAGAUAAAAGCUCCAUGUGUGGGAAAUAUGUUUUCAUUAUUCUCGGAUGAACUAAGCUCCCGUUUAUCCCCGCGCAACACCUCUUUUCAUUUCAGUAUACAAUGCUUGUGUGGAAAACCAAUGUUGUCACUCCUGCUGAACGACUGUGAAGGCGCUGUAGUUUUUCCUCACACCACCGGUUCUGCCUGUGUUGUUCAUUACACUGGUUCUCUUUCUUUUUUCCUGUCUGGCAGUUUUUGCUCAAAACUGACUAAGCGCACGCUGUGAAGCGGAUUUCUGUUCCACUACAUCCAAUGAACGUGACUGCGCUGGGAGAGUUUGCACUCAGCAUGCAGAACAAGCUCGCGGCCCCCAUUUGGUGCGCUUCCAUGUGUGUUUCACGAUGGUGGCAGCCAGCGGGAGCCCAGAGGAUGUUGAUGAGCUCUGAUCUGGUGGCCUUACCUCUGUUGUCGCCGGCGUCCAUCUUUUAGGCCUUGUAGACCUGUGAAUGUACAUGUGCACUGUACGUACACUACACACCGUAUAUACGUUGAAACCUAUCACAUCUGAAACCGUGCUGUUUCUCAAUGUGAUCGUAAGUGAAAGUUGAGGAAAUGACAUCAGGAGGUGAUUCAGCCUCCCUCCAUAGACGUUUGUGCAUGGGCAAGCGGGCAGUGAUGAUGAAACAUGGAAAGAAUUCCUGCUGGGAGGAGAGGCUUGUACACCAGUAAACACUGACUCUCUUAAACGUUCUCUGUCGUUCUCUUGACUGUCUCACUCUCGGCGCUCACUUUCUCCCACCCUCUGCUAUUGCCUCAUAGACUAUCUGGGCUAAUUUAUGGCCAUGAUAUCAUACAGUCUGGCGAGCCCUGUAGAUGCGAUGGCCUGCCGUUAAAAGUGUGACACUGGUAGUAUAUUUUACAGAGGGCGACUGGCUUGGGUGCAGGGUGAUAGCGUAGCUGCAAAUGCAUCCAGUUCUGAUUCUCACAGUUACUCCAGAAGGCUGAGCCAGACAGGACCUGUCAUACUGAUUAGUACAAUGUCAAACACUGGAUUUUAGGGAAGUAAAGCCAUCUGAAAUAGCUCCGAAUCACCUCUUGGUUGUUCAGCUGUGGGGCACCGUAACCUCUUCCUAUCACUGACUUAAAAUCAGAGCGAUAUUUAAUACAUGUUUGGCUCUUGGCUGUCAAAACUGGAUGAGAGUAACAGCUCCUGAAGAAGCGUGCUGACCAUGUCGAACUCUUAUUUAGCCUCUUACUAAUCCCCUCACUCAUCCCAGUAGUCACUGAUGUUGUGUUUUCCAGCUCAGGUCUCUUGGUUUUCAUACAAGUUGUGAGUAAUAAUCUGACUCAUCUUAAUUGAGCCUUUCAUGUACUUUGCGUAAUAAAUUAACAUCUGACAUUCAA
Acanthopagrus latus (yellowfin seabream) is the source of this 5455-nucleotide messenger RNA. RefSeq names its product dimethylarginine dimethylaminohydrolase 1 (gene ddah1). The transcript has 7 exons. NCBI's taxonomy places the organism in Eukaryota, Metazoa, Chordata, Actinopteri, Spariformes, Sparidae. Gene Ontology annotation, molecular function: dimethylargininase activity; amino acid binding. Gene Ontology annotation, biological process: positive regulation of nitric oxide biosynthetic process; arginine metabolic process. The coding region runs from base 883 to 1731 and encodes 282 amino acids. The record is from RefSeq and is a predicted model, not a curated record.